Messenger RNA from Rattus rattus (black rat), 2404 nucleotides. RefSeq names its product zinc finger protein 431-like. Gene Ontology annotation, biological process: negative regulation of transcription by RNA polymerase II. Lineage: Eukaryota; Metazoa; Chordata; Mammalia; Rodentia; Muridae. The record is from RefSeq and is a predicted model, not a curated record. Gene Ontology annotation, molecular function: DNA-binding transcription repressor activity, RNA polymerase II-specific.
GAGCCGCUAUGAGCCAUUGCUGGGGAGGAAGAAGGGAAAGAGCCUACUGAGUGCUGCGAGGGGAGCUCAGGCUGAAGUCAGGACCUGGAAGGUGCUCGUGCCAUUCAAGACUCACUGGCCAAUCAAAGCCUCCAGUCGUGCCAAUCAGAAUAGGAGGCGGGAUCUUCUGCGACCACGCGGCGGCUUCUUCCCAGUAGGUGCACGGGCUCGAAUCCUCUGUCCUGCAACUGGAUGCUGUGGGGCGCGCUCAGGCAGGCUCUGCAGUUGUGGCAUGGAUGCAGUGACCUAUGAUGAUGUGCAUGUGAACUUGACUCGAGAAGAAUGGGCUUUGCUGGAUCCUUCACAGAAGAAUCUCUACAAAGAUGUGAUGCUGGAGACCUACUGGAACCUCACUGCUGUAGGCUACAAUUGGGGAGACCGUAAUAUUGAAGAACAUUGUCAAAGUUCCAGAAGACAUGGAAGGCAUAAAAGAAGUUCUACUGGAGAGAAGCCCUCUGAAUAUACUCAGUGUGGUAAAGCCUUUGCAUGUCACAGGUAUCCUCAAAGGUGUGAAACAAUUCGUACUGGAGAGAAACCCUAUGAAGGUAUUCAAAAAGGUGAAUCCUCUGCACAUCACAGUAGUCUCCAAAUGCAUAAUAUAAUACCUUUGGGAGAGAAACCCUACAAAUGUAGUCAGUGUGGUAAAGCCUUUUCACAACAGAGUCAUCUCCAAGGACAUAAAAGGACACAUACUGGAGAGAAAACUUACAAAUGUAAUCAAUGUGAUAAAACCUUUGCAGGACACAGCCAUCUCCAAAUGCAUAAAGUAACACAUACUGGAGAGAAAACUUACAAAUGUAAUGAAUGUGGUAAAGCCUUUGCAUAUCCUUCUCAUCUUCGAAGACAUGAAAGGAUUCAUACUGGAGAGAAACCUUACAAAUGUAAUGAAUGUGGUAAAGCCUUUGCAUUUAGCACUAAUCUCCGAAUACAUAAAGCAACACAUACUGGAGUGAAGCCCUACAAAUGUAACGAAUGUGGUAAAUCCUUUGCACAUCAUGUGUUUCUCCAAAUGCAUAAAGUAACACAUACUGGAGAGAAAACUUACAAAUGUAAUCAGUGUGGCAAAGCCUUUGCAUAUCCUUCUCGUCUUCGAAGACAUGAAAGUAUUCAUACUGGAGAGAAACCUUACAAAUGUAAUGAAUGUGGUAAAGCCUUUGCAUUUAGCACUAAUCUCCGAGUACAUAAAGCAACACAUACUGGAGUGAAGCCCUACAAAUGUAACGAAUAUGGUAAAGCCUUUGCACGACACAGUCAUCUCCAAAUGCAUAAAGUAACACAUACUGGAGAGAAAACUGAAUGUGGUAAAGCCUUUGCACAUCAUUGGUAUCUCCAAGUACAUAAAAGAAUUCACACUGGAGAGAAACCCUACAAAUGUAGUCAGUGUGGUAAAGCCUUUUCACAACACAGUCAUCUCCAAGGACAUAAAAGGACACAUACUGGACAGAAAACUUACAAAUGUAAUCAGUGUGGUAAAGCCUUUGCAUGUCCUGGUGAUCUUCAAGUACAUAAAAGAACUCACACUGGAGAGAAACCCUAUGAAUGUGAUCAAUGUGGUAAAGCCUUUGCAUAUCCUGGUGAUCUUCGAAGACAUGAAAGGAUUCAUACUGGAGAGAAACCUUACAAAUGUAAUGAAUGUGGUAAAGCCUUUGCAUUUAGCACUAAUCUCCGAGUACAUAAAGCAACACAUACUGGAGUGAAGCCCUACAAAUGUAACGAAUGUGGUAAAGCCUUUGCACGACACAGUCAUCUCCAAAUGCAUAAAGUAACACAUACUGGAGAGAAAACUUACAAAUGUGAUCAGUGUGGUAAAGCCUUUGCAUAUCAUAGUUAUCUCCACGUACAUAAGAGAACUCACACUGGAGAGAAACCCUAUGAAUGUGAUCAAUGUGGUAAAGCCUUUGUAUAUCAUGGUUAUCUCCAAGUACAUAAAAGAACUCACACUGGAGAGAAACCCUAUGAAUGUGAUCAAUGUGGUAAAGGCUAUUCACAAUCAGGUCACCUCCGAGUGCAUACAAGAACACAUACUAGAAAGUAACCCUAUGGAUGUAACCAACGUGGUAAAGUCUUUACAGGUCGGAAGGAUCUUCAGAGAUAGGGUGGUUUGAAUAGGCUUGGCCCAUAGGUAGUGGCACUAUUCGGAGAUGUGGCCUCUAAGGAACUGUGUCACUGUGGGGCUGGACUUUGAGAUCCUAUGCUUAAGCUCCACCCAGGGCAGAAGAGUCUUCUCCUGCCGCCUUCUGAUCAAGAUGUAGAACUCUCGGCUCCUACAGCACCGUGCUUGCUUGGACACUGCCAUUCUUCAGCCUUGAUGAUAAUAGACUGAAUCUGUACACCACCCACCAAUUAAAGGUUGUCCUUUAUAAGA